UUACGUCAUUCACAUCAGACUUCCCUUUGUCUGCCCUGCCACACGUUUGUUCUCUUCGAGUAAACAUAUUGAGCGCGAUAACGCGGGAUCCGAGAUCAGAGGCUGAAGCAAGCUGAAGACUGCUGAAGACUCUGUGAAGAGGCAGUGAGAGGUGCUUGCGUCUCAACGACCAUCAACGACUCGCCAGGGGCAGGAGGAUUAAUUUGGUGGACUGAUCCACUGUUCAUUGGAAACCAAUCGUGUAUUGAGGCGUUUUGUUGACACCGGUAGGUCAAAAAUUUGCUAUAGAGGAAAGGAAGAAGAGAGAUAAAGUAGAUCUUCACGGUAUAAGCGUACCUCGACGAAAUUUCCUUCAUUUCACGUAGAUUUUCAAAAUUGAAUACUAAAAAUGGAGGCAGAUCUCAUAGUGUCCUGUCCCUACAAUCCUGCGCAUCGCAUUCGAAAAUAUAAAUAUAUGUCUCAUAUAUCAAAAUGCAAGAAAACUAGUAAAGUAUCUGACAAGGUAGAGUGUCCGUUGGACAAGACUCACAUAGUAGAUCGUCAUCUUCUUAAGGAGCAUAUUGCGACGUGUUCCAGUCUUGGAAAAUUGAUAAAUGUGGAUCCCGGAUGUGAAAAACCAAAGGUAGAGGAGCCUCCAAUAAUUAUGAACGCAUACGACUCAGCUGAAAAUUGGGAAGAGGAACCAGAAGUCCCGGCUUACGAUCCGAUGGAGGUUUCAUCGAAAAAGCCGGUGCUUCGAUGCGUGUCUGGAUUGACAAAAUCAGAGAGAAGGAAGUUUAGGGAAAGCGAACGAAUGCGUAUAGCAAAUCUCAAAGGAUUUUCUUCUGCGAGCGCAGUCUCAUCUUUAACGAAAGACACGGUUUACGAAGUACCAUUACGUCCUCCUCGUGAUACUUCUUCAUCCUGCGUAUUCUCACCAAAUGAGAGCUUCGAUAAGAGCACGCAAAUGGAUGAUCAUGAUGAUGAUCAUAACACAAAUAUACAAGCUAAGUUUGUUCCUGAAUUUCAUGCUAAUUCACUCCAUAGAAUGUUAUAUGAUGAAUUAGCUCCUGAAGAUGAUGAUAUUGAGCAAUUGGAAAUGGAACAGCCUCCGCGUAAAAAUGUCAUCGGAAUUAAAACGGAAACGAAAAUGUCCUUAAAAGAUUAUCUCCAGCAAAUCAAUAGAGAAAAUGGAAAUUUUUCAAUUUCUAAUCAAAAUCAAGAUACAUCAGUUAAGAAAACAGUUGAGAAAACUGAGGCAGCUGCAACUUUGGAACCGUUUAAUAUUGAUAAAAAAAAGAAAGAAAGAGACGAAUGUAUUGCAAGCACUUCGAGCGUGUCUGGUGAUCGAGUUACUGAUAAACUUCUGGCUUUAUUGAAGAAUGAGUCAAGUGCCAAAAAGGUACAGCCUACGGAGAAGACAACAAUGCUUGAACAAAUGAAAAAAGACCUUGGUGAAAAGGAACCAGCGUUGAAUGAGAUCUUGAGCAAAUUUGAUGAUCAAUUAACUUAUGUAGCUGAGAUACAGAAUGCUGCUGCCGAGGAGAAUGCACGAAUACUCCAGCAAUUGAAAGACCUUAUACUAAGAGCACGUAGAUAUGACACACGUACCACAAUUUUCUCACCGGAAGGGAGACUCUACCAAGUCGAGUACGCCAUGGAGGCUAUAAGCCAUGCCGGCACUUGUCUGGGCAUACUGGCAAACGACGGUAUUCUACUGGCGGCUGAGAAACGCAACACCAACAAGUUACUGGACGAGGUGUUUUUCUCCGAAAAGAUCUACAAGUUGAACGACGACAUAGUUUGUUCGGUGGCUGGCAUAACUUCGGACGCGAAUGUCCUGACGAACGAGCUGCGCCUCAUCGCGCAGAGAUACCUUCUUCAGUACGGCGAAGCUAUACCCUGCGAGCAGCUCGUCUCGUGGCUAUGCGACGUUAAACAGGCGUAUACCCAAUACGGUGGGAAGAGACCCUUUGGCGUAUCUAUCUUGUACAUGGGAUGGGACAAACAUUACGGCUAUCAGUUGUAUCAGUCGGAUCCCAGCGGGAACUACGGCGGUUGGAAGGCGACGUGUAUCGGCAAUAAUUCGGCAGCGGCGGUAUCGUCCUUGAAGCAGGAAUAUAAAGAGGGCGAGACCACCCUGAAAGACGCAAUGUCGCUCGCUAUCAAAGUGCUCUCCAAAACUCUAGACAUGAACAAGCUCUCUGCCGAAAAGGUGGAAAUGGCGAUAUUGACGCGCGAAGAUGGUAAGACAAAGACGAAAAUACUGCCGGCGAAUGAAGUGGAUGCCUUAAUCGCGGAACACGACCGAUUAGAAGCAUUGGCAGAGCAAGCGAAGAAAGAAAAGCAGAAGUCGUAGAUUUUUUUUAUAUUAGAUAAGAGCACGAAUAAACCGACUGCGAUGGCAAAGUUUACUGUAUCAGGAAGAAAUUGAUUAACAUGCAAUUCAAGUGUUUAUAUUAUGUACUGUAAAUUAUUUCCUUGCCGCAAGAGUGAAUCCUUAUGUGACAGCAUUAUCAUUUUCAUUGCAAGACAAUGGUUAUAAUAGGAUUAAAAAAGUUUUUCCACAAAUG
This is a messenger RNA of Temnothorax curvispinosus, 2552 nucleotides long. RefSeq lists its product as uncharacterized. NCBI's taxonomy places the organism in Eukaryota, Metazoa, Arthropoda, Insecta, Hymenoptera, Formicidae. The record is from RefSeq and is a predicted model, not a curated record. The transcript has 9 exons. Gene Ontology annotation, biological process: ubiquitin-dependent protein catabolic process. Bases 389 to 2338 code for a protein of 649 amino acids. Gene Ontology annotation, cellular component: proteasome core complex, alpha-subunit complex; proteasome core complex; nucleus.